Messenger RNA from Chinchilla lanigera (long-tailed chinchilla), 3947 nucleotides. RefSeq names its product ankyrin repeat domain 54 (gene Ankrd54). The record is from RefSeq and is a predicted model, not a curated record. Gene Ontology annotation, cellular component: cytoplasm; nucleus. Gene Ontology annotation, molecular function: protein binding; protein kinase regulator activity. The transcript has 8 exons. NCBI's taxonomy places the organism in Eukaryota, Metazoa, Chordata, Mammalia, Rodentia, Chinchillidae. The coding region runs from base 219 to 1118 and encodes 299 amino acids. Gene Ontology annotation, biological process: regulation of intracellular signal transduction; regulation of protein kinase activity.
UUCCAGAUUGGCUCUAGGGUGCGGACUGAAGUGGUCGUUAUUGGUCGCGACGCUGUAGCUCGCCGCACGAGCUCACCCCCCUCCCGCUCGGUUGCCGUGGUUGCAGGCCCGGCCCGCCCGCUUGCCCGUUGACAGCGAGACUUAUCGCCGAGGAAAGUGGGUCCGUUGGUCGGCGGGGAACCAGGCUGCAGCGGCCCGGCCCACGCGGAGACGUUGCCAUGGCAGCCGCCGCCGGGGGCGCGGACGAGGAGCCGCGCUCGGGCCGCUCGAGCUCGGACGGCGAGUGCGCGGUGGCGCCCGAGCGGCUGACGGAGGCCGAGGGACUCUUCUCCUUCGCGGAUUUCGGGUCCGCGCUGAGUGGCGCCGCGGGCCUGCCGCGCCGGGGGUCGGGAGGGGCCCAGUCCCCGCUGCGCUACCUCCACGUCCUGUGGCAGCGCGACGCCGAGCCGCGCGACGAGCUGCGUUGCAAGAUCCCCGCCGGGCGGCUCCGGCGCGCGGCCAGGCCCCACCGCCGGCUCGGGCCCACGGGCAAGGAGGUGCACGCUCUGAAGAGGCUGAGGGACUCGGCCAAUGCCAACGACGUAGAAACAGUGCAGCAGCUGCUGGACGAUGGGGCGGACCCCUGCGCAGCGGACGACAAGGGCCGCACCGCUCUCCACUUUGCCUCCUGCAACGGCAAUGACCAGAUCGUGCAGCUGCUCCUGGACCACGGGGCCGACCCCAACCAGCGCGAUGGGCUGGGGAACACACCGCUGCAUCUGGCGGCCUGCACCAACCAUGUCCCUGUCAUCACCACACUGCUGCGAGGAGGAGCCCGCGUGGACGCCCUGGACCGAGCAGGCCGCACGCCCCUGCACCUGGCCAAGUCCAAGCUGAACAUCCUGCAGGAGGGCCACUCCCAGUGCCUGGAGGCCGUGCGGCUGGAGGUGAAGCAGAUCAUCCACAUGCUGCGGGAGUACCUGGAGCGCCUGGGGCGGCACGAGCAGCGGGAGCGGCUGGACGACCUCUGUACCCGCCUCCAGAUGACCAGCACCAAGGAGCAGGUGGAUGAAGUGACCGACCUGCUGGCCAGUUUCACGUCCCUCAGCUUGCAGAUGCAGAGCAUGGAGAAGAGGUAGCGAGAAAGUCUCCCUGCCUUCCCGCUUGGCCACCGCGCGUCCUCUGCUUCUCAUGACAAAGGAAAAGCCCCGUGUCUGGGAGUUUGGGGCACACUUCCCUCGGAUGCUGGGGAGCAGAGAUGUACUGUCCGUGACCAUGGCAUUGCUCCCAGACACCACCUCUGCAGGCCCGGAGGGACCCGGCCACCUCAGCCGUGGCCCAGGUGCUGGCCCAGUGGCCCCACUCGUCCGUGGCCUCCCUUGCAGGCCCUAGCCCUUCUCUGUGUUCCUCCUGGCUGUGAGCUGGUUGCCAUGAGCUGGCUCAGGAUGGGCACCCUCAGCCCAGGGGCAGCGUGGCCUCUCGCCUGGCCUGCCCUUCUCACCAGCAUGUAGGUUUAGGCCCAUCCCCCGACUAUCGCAGCAGCACAUCAGUGAGUCUCUCUGCUUAGAAGGAGAGGCUUGGGGACACUCAAGCCUUACCAGGGGGCUGGGGAUUUAGCUCAGCAGCACAGCGCCUGCCCAGCAAGCACAAGGUCCUGAGUUCGAUUCCCGAUACCAGAAGAAAAAUAAAAGCCUUACCAGGGUUAGGAAGUCCCCAGCCCUUUCCUUCCAGCCGCAGGAGCACCAGGAGGUGGAGCCUUUUGCAGCUUUCACUGUCAGGCUGAUAGCUGCCCGCCUGUGCCCGGUCCUCAUCCCAGGAACCCGUGACCCUUACCUCAUCUGACAAAGAGGUUCAUGGAUAUAACAGGAUUCUGAGGCAGAUGACCCUGAAUUAACUAGAGGGGCUGGAUGUAAUCAGGGAUUUUUGUAAGGAAAGCCGGGGUGAGAGAAGUAGGAGGUGUGCUGAUAGAAGCAGGAAGUUAGAGGGGAAGGAGCAGGAAGUCAAGGAAGAGGUCCAGAGCCAAGAAUGCAGGCUGCCCGCCUCCAUAAGCCGGAGGCAAGGAAAAGGCUUCUCUCGGAACUUCCAGGAGGCUCCGACACUGAUGACUCCCCAGACUUAAGCUCGGUGAGACUGAUUUCAGCUGCAAACCUCCAGAACUAUCAGAGAAUAAAUCCGUGUAGCAACAGCCACUUUGUGAUUUGCUGCUGCAGCCCCAGGAAACUAACAAAGCACUGGAGGCUCAAGGUCACCACAAGGUGUUAGUCCUGUCAGCAGCCUCAGCCCAGGCCCAGGAGCAGAAGUGCCCCCCUUGGCAGGGCUGUGCCUGGCCUGCCCCUCCUAGGAGUCUGACUACAGACUUCAGGGCCUCACGCUGUGUUCCCUGUGUGGCCCUGCCUCUUUCCCUCUCUCCAGCUGGGGAAGCCCUAGCCUGAUUCAGAGGAGAGCCUGUCCUCAGGUCCCAGUUGGGUACACUUCAGGUCUUAAAUAAACUCGGAGCCCCUAGGUUCUGGAGGAAAAUAAGUGUGAUAUUCUAGCCCAAGGGCCAGGGAUAUAGCUCACAGGCACAGCACCUGCCUGGCAAGUGUGAGGUCCUGAGUUUGAGUUCCAGUACCCGCCCCCCAAAAAAGAACAAGAUACCAGCCCAGCUGGUCAUGGUGGUCAUGCCCAUAAUCCCAGUACAGAGGAGGAGGAGGAUCACUGUGAGUUGAGGCUAGCCCGGGCAACAUAGUAAGUCCAAGGCCACCCUGAACUGCACAGUGAGACAGUGUUAUCGAAGUAAAACAUACUGGCACAUCCUAGGGCUGGCUCUAGAACCGUGCAAGAAGGAAGCUCAAAGCCCCCCAGGUUGCUAGGGCUAGGAAGGCACAGUGCUGUGGAGUGUGGGGACCAGGGGUGCCCUGAAGAGGAGCUAGGGGGCACAGUGCAGUGGGAGCAGAUUUCUUUCCCCCCUCCCUCUGGCCUGGUGGCUCAGCACCUUCUAGCUGCACCUGCAAGGUUUUCUGGGCUUGUGUUCUGUGGUGUUGGGGUGGGACCCAGUGGCUGGAGCACACUAGGCCAGCACCCCACCUCUGAGCUACACCUUAGUCCCGUUCAAGCUUUGGCUGCCUGACCCCUCAGUGCUGGAUCACCAUCUCCACCCCUGGGCCUUGGUCCCCGAGUGUGCCCUGGCACAAGCGCGGUAUCCGUUGUCAACUCCCUGCGUGGCCAUGCAGAUGUGGACAGAGGGUUUGAGGUGGCUUGUAGGUCAGUCAUCAAAUGCUUGCCAGACAGCCGGGCAGCCAGCCAGUCUGAUUCGCCCCAUUUCCAGCCAAGAUGUUUCCUGCAACCCCAAAUCUGUCUGAAGAGCCAGUCAGAUAAAAUUGGCCCAGACAUUAGAGUGAGUCAGAAAACACCCAAGUGGGCCCUGGUUGCUGGAUGGACCGGCGCUGGAGAGAAUUCAGCAGAGGUUCCCCUCGGGUUGCUUCUACUGCCAUUGCUCCAGAAGCUGCUGGUAUGUGGCAGACUGGGCAGACACAGGAAGGCGAAUCCAUAGAUGUUGAUUUCAGCGUCCAGAUGUGGGGGGUUUUUGCAUUGAGCUGUAUACCCCCAGCACUUUUCAACAAAUCACUAAAAUUGCCCAGGCUGGGCUCAAACUUUUCGAUCCCCAUGCCUGAGCCUCUCAGAGUGCCAGGGUUACAGGCGUGAAGCUCUUUUGGUCACCUUUUGUUCUCCUGAGCAGCAGGCUUGCUUGACUGACACUUGUCCAGCUGGGCAGUGACCCGGGGCCCCUUGCUGCUGCUCCUGCUGGCAUGGAUGGGUGGGGGAGCAGGUUUUCUGGGGCUACUGGGCCUGGGAGCUGGGUCCACACCCAGCGCUCAUGCUGUUUCCACCAUUUCCUAACAGAGGGCCAUGGUGUUUGCUGAGCACCUACUAUGUGCCUGCAGGCCUCUGCUUUGGUGUUUGUAAUAAAAUGUCAGGUCGCCACUUUA